Molecule: messenger RNA, 2275 nt
Organism: Cyprinodon tularosa
Lineage: Eukaryota; Metazoa; Chordata; Actinopteri; Cyprinodontiformes; Cyprinodontidae
Gene: mettl13
Product: methyltransferase like 13
Exons: 9
Coding region: 115-2199 (694 amino acids)
Source: RefSeq, a predicted model, not a curated record
AGGUACCGCCAGAAAUGUUGUCCGGGUAGAAAACUGAGCCCUGGGUGCCAUGCGGAGAGGAAAAACAGUCCUGGGAGAUAUUUGUGAAAACGGGCCCACAUCGCAGAGGACAGGAUGAGCCUUUUACCUCGCACUGCUGAGGAGUUCAGUUCUGCAGAGUACUGGGAGAGGUUCUUCAAGAAGCGAGGAGAGAGGGCGUUUGAGUGGUACGGAGAUUACAACAAAAUCUGUGGGGUGCUCCAUAAAUAUAUCAAGGUGCAGGAUAAGGUGCUGGUUGUUGGCUGUGGUAACUCGGAGCUGAGCGAGCAGCUGUAUGAUGUUGGCUACAAACAUCUAACUAACAUAGACAUCAGUGAGACCGUGGUGGCUCACAUGAACCAGCGGAACUCAGAGCGCAGACCUGAUCUAACCUUCCAUCAGGUGGAUGCCACCCAGACUCCCUAUGAGGAUGCCAGCUUCCAGGCUGCUCUGGACAAAGGCACCCUGGAUGCAAUGGCCUCUGAAGAGGAGGGCGCUUUGGCCAGGAGGAUGAUCACUGAGGUUAGCCGGGUCCUUAAAGUGGGAGGGCGGUAUGUCUGUGUGACCCUGGCUCAGGAGAGUGUGGUUAAGCUGGCUGUGGAGCACUUUGUUCAGCUCGGCUGGGCGGUCAGGCUCCACUGCCUGCAGGAGGAGAGGGGGAGAGAAGAAGAAGACUCUUUCGCUCUUCCUGUUUUUGUCCUCAUCUCUACCAAGUUCCGCCAACCGAUGCCUAAUCCCAUCCUUGAGAUGUGCCUCGGAGACGAUGGGGUACCGGUCCGGCACACGCGUGUGUGUGACCUUCUGUCUGCCGUGAGGGAGUAUCAGGCUUACUCUGUUCUCAGGAAGAGGCUUCGUACAAACACGGACCCUGCCUCCAAUCUUUCCCUUACCCUCUGUGACGCUAAGACAGGCCUUCCAAGAUACACCCUCACAGUGCAGGAUUGCCCCCCUGGAGCCAAAGUGCCCCGACCAAACCAGUUUGCUAUAUUUAUAGUGCCCAGAGGGAGUGAGACUGCUUGGCUCUACAGCGCCCCCGAGGGCAGGAGGCAGCUGGCUGCCAGCGCCAACUUUCGACGCCUGGUUAUUGCUUCCAUGCACAGGAAUCAGGAUUACACAGACAUGCAAGCAGUCCAAUCAGAACUCUCACCGGUCGUGAUGGACUUGGCUCCGCCGGGUAUGCUGACCAACCAGCAGGUGCCGUUUCUGUCAGUUGGAGGUGAUCUUGGUUGGCGAGAGGAGGUCAGCAGGGGUGUGAGUCAGCUCAGUGGAGAGUACUGUGUGGAGAACGUCAGAGGAGAAGACGGGGAACUCUACCGCAGGCUUGUGUUCCUGUCCAACGUUUCCCUGGUUCAGUCAGAGAGCAGACUCGUCUCAUCAAACACCGCAGCAUCAAACCACAAGAAGAAGAACAAAAAGAAGACCAAGGCAGCGGCUGCAGCAGCUCCACCUUCAGCCUGUCUGUCGGUGGACAGCGGCUUCCUCUGCUGUGCUCACCAUGAGGUCAUGGUGGCCGGUCUGUCCAUGCUUGGAGCGGGGACUCCGCAGAACAAAGACGGCCCGGUUUCAGUGCUGCUGGUGGGUCUCGGUGGUGGAGGCCUCCCUCAGUUCCUCCGCGACUUUGUGCCGGAUGCUGCUGUUGAGGUCGUAGAACUAGACCCAGUUGUGCUGCAGGUAGCAAAGGACUGGUUUGGAUUCCGACCCGACGAUCGUUUGACCGUCACUCUGGGGGAUGGCCUGGAACGCAUCUGCUCCCUGGAGAAAGAAGGUGGCCAUUGUUUUGAUGUCAUCAUGUUUGAUGUGGACAACAAAGACAGCUCUGUGGGGAUGAGCUGUCCUCCUGCUGCUUUUGUAGAGACACCUGUUCUGCAGAAAGUUUUUAACAUGCUCACUCCAAGAGGUUUGUUCAUGCUAAACCUUGUGUGCCGUGACCUGCUCCUCAGGAAAAACGUGCUUGAGCGUGUCAAGAGUGUGUUUCCCACCAUCCUCUCCCAAAGGAUCCCAGAGGAGAUCAACGAAGUUCUUCUGUGCUUCCGAGAAGCAAAGGAUGCCGACCGCAUCCUUCCGUCCUUGAGCCAAGCAGCCAAGAAUUUCCAGAGGACGUUGUCCUGUGGUACCGCUGACUCCAAACGAAAGCCACAUAUAGACAUUGCAGAGAUAUUAAAAGACCUAAAAUUAGAGUAAAGUUUUAAAGAAGCUUAAAAUGCAUUUGCUUAAUGAUAAUGUAUCACUAAUAAAUAAUAUUGUAUAUUUUGUCUUU